Molecule: messenger RNA, 849 nt
Organism: Rhizophagus irregularis DAOM 181602=DAOM 197198
Lineage: Eukaryota; Fungi; Glomeromycota; Glomeromycetes; Glomerales; Glomeraceae
Source: RefSeq, a predicted model, not a curated record
AUGGGUCCGCAAAUGAUUUUUAAAUUCCGCAUUAUUGCAGAUUUUGGAGUUGAAUUGCGGAAGGAACUGGUUUUUUUUAGAAUUGGAAUAUAUCCUCCAUCACCAAAAUUCACUCAAAAACCCAGAAAUAAUGCGUCCCAAUAUCCGAUUCCUAACAACUAUAUAGUUGAAACAGAAGUUUCUGGAUGGACUCUUAGAUGUGAAACUAAAUAUACUUCAAAUUUAAAAAAAAUUGGCCAGAAACACUCAACUAAACUUUCUGGACCGCGAUUAUUUGGAUUGGAUAUUGAGCCAUUAUAUAAUUUUCAUUUACAAAUUGGAUCUCUCCCUAUUAUUACUACUGCAACAAAACAAAAUAAACGAAUCAAUAGUUUUGGAUGUGAUGUUCAGAAAGCAGUUGAUGAACUAAUUAUCAAACAUAAAUUAACAAAUUCAUCUGGACAACCAAUUAUGCAUAUGCAUUAUAUAGAAUUUGAUUACAAAGAAAAUCAAACUUAUAUUAAAUUUGGAGAUUCAAAUUCCACAACUACACAAACAAGACUUGAUUCUAUUGUACGUGUAUGUGAUGAAGCAUUUUUGGGUCAUGAUGGAUAUCGACAUUUGGCAGCAGUUGUGCCAAUUCUUUUUCGUGAAUAUUUAGUUGCUAAUCGUCGAAAUAAGAUUAAUGAACUUAUAAAUAUUCAAAUUCACAUAGGGAAUUUUAAUAUAGAUAAGGAAAUUAAUAACCAAUCCAGUAUUGAUGAUGAUGUUAAUGAAUAUACUGGUGAUAUUUUAGUAGAUGAUCAUGAAGUAGGAAAUGGAGCUUUUCGUUCUCUUUUAACUUUACUUAAAGCAUUAAUACCUAUUUGA